Molecule: messenger RNA, 659 nt
Organism: Phoenix dactylifera (date palm)
Lineage: Eukaryota; Viridiplantae; Streptophyta; Magnoliopsida; Arecales; Arecaceae
Source: RefSeq, a predicted model, not a curated record
AUAGACGCCCGACUCGACCAGCCCCCCUAUCAUCGUCUCCUCCGCUCUUUCUUUCUUUGAAGCUAAGCUAAUAUGGCGACUUCCAUCAUCUCUUCCCCUUCGCAAUUUCCGGCCGGUUUGCCUCGCCGGCGUGCGAGUCUCCUCCGCCUUCCGAGGAAGGGAAACACGGUUGGAUUUGCCCAUAAGAAAGAACCCUACGGUUCGGGUUUCGAGGGCCGCCUCGUCGACGAGGAUAUGAUACUGCUGCGGAAGAAGAUCCACGAGAUGAGGAUGGCGGAGACGAACUACGAGCCGCCGUCCAACUGGAUGGAGUGGGAGAAGCGGUACUACACGAGCUACGACUCCGAUGUGUGCGAGGUGCUGGGCCUGCUGCAGACCCUUCUGAUGAACACCAGGCCUAGCUUGGCCAUUGGGAUGGCGGCCCUUCUUCUGUUCAGUGUACCCACAUCGGUAAUCCUGAUCCUGUACCAUUUGAUGGAGGCAUCCACCUCCAUUCUCUCCGCAUCGCAUCUUACUUGAUCAAUAUCUGUAGCUAUCUAUAAGAGUAAGAAACUUUUUCCUAGAUUAGCUUAUUUUCUUUCGUUGUUUAUGCCUCCAGGCCGGACGAGUUGGACGGCACAUAUAUCUAGUAAAGUUGGACGGUAUCGGUUUUUAAUUUA